AACCGUUAUCAUUUAUUCAGUUCAUUGGUAAAGAUUACAGCUCGUCUGUAUUAUAUUCAAUAUUCGAGUGGAAUUAUUUCAAUUUAAUUAGCUUAUCUUGUGCAAAUGACUCAUAUCUACGUAGCUUAUCGCUUGAAGAAACACCGUGCUUUCGAGUCGAUGAAGUAUUCGUUAUGUGACUAUGAACGUGAGGAUUUAUUUUAAAUACGUAUUGUGUAAACUACACGCUUCGAUGAAACCUUUAAUCAACGCACUGCUGAAGCUAUUCAGUCCAUUCAACGUAAUAACUGCCGGACUCGGAGCUCUAUUCAUAUGCUACAUUCUCCACGUCUACGGUAAUCUACACCUCAGAUACGUCUUAUGCAAACCAGAUUACUGGUCGGUGGAUUUAGAUAAUGGAUUCGAAGGAUUCGAUAACGUCAGCGGAUUACUCCACGGUCCUUACAUCGUUCCUAACUACGUACACUACAUACGUUACGGUCGUCCUUUGAAAGAGGUAAACUUCAUGGACGCUGUCAACAUCCUAGCAGCGUUCAAAAACCAGAAACCGGAUAAAAUCAUGUUCCAUACGGAUCAAGAACCGUUCACAGGUCCGUACUGGGAACGAUUGCUGAAAAUACCUAAAUUCAACGAAACCAUCGAGUACCAUUUCAUCCAACCAAUGCAGUCUAUUUUCGGCCAACCGCUGAGUAGUUGGAAUGGUCGAUGGCAUGCCAGCGAUGUACUUCGAAUACAGAUACUGCGACGUUUCGGUGGUAUAUUUAUGGAUAACGACGUAUACCUGGUUCAGAGCAUGGAUCGAUUCAGAAGGUUCGAAACAGCUCUCGAAAGUAUAGACGAAUUGGAUAUCGGUACGAUGACAUUGGUAGCUCAUAAAGAUUCGCGUUUUAUGCGUCUGUGGCUGGAUGAAUAUCGAGACUAUGUUCCUCAUUUGUGGUACUAUAACGCUGGUACCAAGCCUAAAAUCAAUUUGAUUAAUAACAGACCCGAACUGGUCCACGAUGCUAGAGGAUUUUUCGGUGUCGAGGAUCUACGAGUUGAACUAUACGUGCAGAAUUGGAAAAAAUGGAAGUCGAAGUAUACUAUUCAUACGUUAGUCAGACAUACUCACGAUCUACCUGCUUUAAUUAAAAAUAAACUAGGACUCAAGUAUCCGAUGACUUUCAAUCCACAUAAUAUAUUACAAUAUAAUGUCACUAUUCAAGAAAUGGUUUUAGAUUGUUGUAAAGAAUUAGUUUAUUUGAACUGAUUCGGUUGAUAGAUGGUUUCUUUAUAUUUUUUUUUUAUAGGUUUUAAAAUUUGUUGUUUUAGUAUGCUCUUGAAUGAGUUCACUAGUCUCGUAUACCUUCUUUAUUAAUAUUUUAUGUUGUUCUUAUAAAUUUAGUGAAGACUGAAUUACGUUUUAAGAUAAUGUUACUCCGAAUUCACUUAAUAGUUGAUUUAAAAACUCUAUUUGAUUGCGAUAAAUAGCAGCUAGAUUUAUUUAGUUUGUAUUUCCCUGGAGGAAUUUUCAGUUAUUUGAUUAGUUGUUAGUGUUUCACCAAUAUUAAUAUCUGUUUGCGGGCGAAUUUUUUUAUCAUGAGUAUUUUGACAGAUCUCAUAUUGUUUUGUAUUUUUUUUUUUUUUUGAAUUAAUAAUUUCAACUCCGUCCCAAAUUUUGAAAUAUUACUCGCCCUUAGCUCUCUUUAAGUUCUAUUACCGAUCAAAAUUGUACUCGUAGUUGUUAUCUUUUAUCUUGAAUCACUUGAAUCGUUUCUUUAAUUAUAAUUAAAUUCGGGUUGUAAUCAAUAAUCAGUAUUUCAUCGUGUUAUUAAUCUACUCGUACAAGAUGGCGAAUUCUUCUAUUUCUUUGUACCGAAAGUAAAAGCUUGUAAAUACCUUAACAUCGAUAUUAAUGUAACGUUGUUUUUAAAAUCAGUUCGAUUUUUUUUCCAAAUUUUUCUAUUGUGAUAAAUGUAUUAUUGUAUUUAUGAGUUUUGAUUUUGAAGAAGAAAAAAUAACCAGAGGAAAUGAGAUAUCACGUUUUGGUAGGGGGAAAAAGUGAUGAAAACAAGUGCCUAGUUAUCAUAAUGUACUUAAUUUAAUUUAAUUUUAUAUUAACGUGUAAGAAUUCAGAAUUUUUGACUAAAAUAUCCCAUGUAUUUACUACUUAACUCGAUUUUUAUUUUAUUUCACGAAAAAAUGUGUUAAUGGUUAUUUGUUUUAUUUUUUUUAUUUUUCAAAUCAAUUUACUCGAUUGAAUGAACCACGAACAUAAUAAGAUCAAUAUUUUGAUCAAAAGUUGUAUUUUUUUAAUAGUACUUACUUUGAUGUUC
Messenger RNA from Planococcus citri (citrus mealybug), 2315 nucleotides. RefSeq lists its product as uncharacterized. Bases 182 to 1249 code for a protein of 355 amino acids. The transcript is spliced from 2 exons. The record is from RefSeq and is a predicted model, not a curated record. Lineage: Eukaryota; Metazoa; Arthropoda; Insecta; Hemiptera; Pseudococcidae.